Molecule: messenger RNA, 1386 nt
Organism: Brachypodium distachyon (stiff brome)
Lineage: Eukaryota; Viridiplantae; Streptophyta; Magnoliopsida; Poales; Poaceae
Product: PHD finger protein ALFIN-LIKE 4
Exons: 6
Coding region: 285-1106 (273 amino acids)
Biological process (GO): regulation of DNA-templated transcription
Cellular component (GO): nucleus
Molecular function (GO): transcription cis-regulatory region binding; transcription coregulator activity; histone binding
Source: RefSeq, a predicted model, not a curated record
GCCACCCCACCCAGAGUCGUACGACCGGUCUUCUGACAUGCGACUCGUGAACUUCCAUCCAGGACCCGGCCCCACGUCGCCAAACCUUCGAGAACUCAAAAAUCGAGCUUCCUCAGCCCUCACGACGGCUCGAAAAUAAGUCACCGAUUUUUCCCAAUGCUCCAAUUUCCUAUUCCGGCCUCGAGUUCGAAUCAUCUCCUACCCUAGCACCAAAACCCUAAACUCGCCACCUGCAACAACCCCUUCCAAUCUCCAGCGAGUCGUGGGUGGACCGGGUGGCGGUGAUGGACGACGGCGUCCUCUCGGCUGCCAUCCACCCAAAAUUGCAGUCCCCCGAUCACGUCUUCCGGCAAUACCUCGGUCGCCGCGCCGGCAUCGUGAAGGCCCUCACCGAAGAUGUGGCGGAGUUCUACGAGCAGUGCGACCCCGAAAAAGCGGGUUUGUGCCUCUAUGGACUGCCUGAUGGGACCUGGAAAGUGAAUUUUCCGGUCGAGAAAAUUCCGUCUAUACUUCCUGAGCCAGUAUGUGGGAUAAACUUUGCUCGUGAUGGAACAGCCAAGAAAGAUUGGAUAUCUUUGAUAGCUGUUCAUAGUGAUGCAUGGUUAAUGUCCAUGGCAUUUUACCAUGCUGGUCGCCUUGCAUUUGAUAGAGAAGCCAGAAGGACGGAGCUCUUCAGGAUGAUCAAUAGUUUUUCCACUACUUUCGAAGUUGUGAGAGAAAGCUAUAAGAAGAAGCGAUCACAGGUCUGCAAUGGCAGCAUCGAGAAUAAGUCUAGCUUCCAGCCACCAAGAAAACCCAACUCUAACAGCAAGCCGGUGAAGCAGGCCCUGCAGACGUUGGAGGAAGAGAAUGGCGCCAAAGCAGGGGAAGGUGGUGAUGAUCAAGCUUCAAACGAGUGUGCCGCUUGCUGUGAGGCCUACAGCGAUGACGAGUUGCACUUUUGGAUUUUCUGCGACGAUUGUACAAGGUGGUUCCACGGCAAGUGUGUCCAGGUGACUCCGACCAUGGCGAAAGCAAUGAAGAAGUACGUGUGCCCUGGCUGCAGCUACAGGAGCAAAGCAACGAAGGCUUCUGGGGCUAAUGUGGUUACGAGUUUAGAUUCUUAACUUCCGAAGCUGCUCUUAACAUUAGGUUCGUGGCAUCUUGGGUGUCCGGUUGUGAAUCGUGAUGGGUGGGUGGACUUGUGGAAUGCUCAAGCCGCCGACUCGCGAGCUCCUUUGCGAUACUUGGCGUGCUGUCUCUCUGGUACUGUUCGUAGGCCAUCUGCUGCUUUCCUAUCCUAGUUUUGAUGGCUAGCUUGGUUCGGGAAAAAGAAAGUAUUGAUGACCUUUUGAGCUUUCGGAACUCUCGUCUCGAGAGCAAUGAAAUGAUCGGUUAUUGAACUGA